AUGCCUCCCUUCCGUAUGCCCUUUACGUCGAAGCGCCCGACCGCGCCCAUUGAGACCAACGACGAGAAUGCUCGCCCCAACUCCUUCGACGGCAAUAUCAAGAGUCCUUAUAGCAAAGAUAAGCCUUCGUUAGCAUUAGGAAUCAAGGAAAAGACGGUCGAGCCCAAUGAGUUCAAAUUGAGUUCCGUUAACGACAGUGGUGAAUAUCUCCCACCUUCACCCACUGAAAAGCAAUCCUUCUGGUCGGCCAAAUCGCCGUCCUCUGCAAACACCAACCAUCGCCAAUGCUUCAACGACAACGAGGCAUUCACAAUCUCCCGCGAAUCUUUCGAGUCAUACAGAAGAUCUUUUGAUAUUUCCGGCCGCUCCCCAAUCCUCCAAACCGACAGCUUCAACUCGCGCACGUCUCUAGACUCGCGACCAGCGACCCGCUUCCCCACGCGCUCAACACUAAGCAGCACUACAUUCGAGAGACCCACCACCGCAGAGGAUCCGAUUUUCGAAGACGUCAAGCUGAAUGAAGAAGCAGGCAAGCCUCAAGAGUCCAAGAAAAAGAGUUUCCUGUCCCGAUUUGGCGACUCAAACGGUGAAAAUGUUACCGCGAAUGCGGCCAGUAAGGAAGAAGGCAAGCACCACUUCCAUUUCCUUCCAGGUCGGAAACGGGGUCAAAGCGGGACUGGUAAUGAGCUGGGGGACAUUCCACGGCCACAGAGUCGGGGUAAUGCCAAUGCGGAAGUAACAGUACGAUAG
This is a messenger RNA of Fonsecaea multimorphosa CBS 102226, 750 nucleotides long. RefSeq lists its product as uncharacterized. The coding region runs from base 1 to 750 and encodes 249 amino acids. The record is from RefSeq and is a predicted model, not a curated record. The transcript has 4 exons. Lineage: Eukaryota; Fungi; Ascomycota; Eurotiomycetes; Chaetothyriales; Herpotrichiellaceae.